GAUUAAAUGCAAAUUCAGUUUAAGUGACCAAUUAAACAUUAUAAUAAUUAUAAAAUAAUGAAUAUAUAAACCCCAGUUUGAGAACUGUGGUACUUAUUCAUUAGAGAACUAAAUCUACAUCCGGGUUUCUGUAAAGCUGCUUUCUGAUCAUGUUUACUGUUAAACAUGUUUUUUAAAUAAAUAAAUGAAAUAAAACAGAAUUGAGGAUGAAGCUGAAUGGCGGAGCUGCGAGGUGAGUGACGCUGCAGUCGGCCAGCAGGUGGCGCUGCUCACGUGACUCUCUCAAUCCGCUACAAACAGAGAGGAAGAGAAGAAGAGCUGCAGCUUUACAGCCUGAGCUGUGAUCCUGCUAAUCAUUUAUACUUUACAACAUUCUGACAGGAUUUCUGUUAAAUACACAGUAAAAUCUUAUGGGUUUGAAAGCAGCGCUUCUGCACUGUGUGUGUGUUUGAGGAGAUUAACGCAGAUCUGCUGUAAAUCCUGAGCUUUGUGAGGAUAUGCAGACAGAGGUGAGCAGCACGUCCGAUGGAAGAACAUCAAGCUCAGUGGGACACGUCACUCCUGUGGACCAACAGAACGCAGAAAUCUGGAAGAAACCUCUGAAAGAGGAAGAAACUGAUGAAGAUGAGGAUGAAGAUUAUUUCUAUGGAGGAGCUUCGAGCUCUGUGGAAGACGUGGAAGACCAGCAGAACGGAGAAUUCCAGAUACUUAUAAAAGAAGAAGAACCGAAACAUGACGACUUUCUGUAUUGUGAAGAUUGCAGAUCUUUCUUCAUCAGCAAGUGUGAAGUUCACGGUCCGGCUCUCUUCAUCCCCGAUGUUGCGGUUCCUCUGGGGGUCGCGGACCGAGCCAGACAAACCCUUCCUCCCGGGCUAGAGAUUCGGAAGUCCAGUAUUCCGGACGCAGGCCUGGGAGUGUUUAACAGCAGUGACACUAUUCCGGUCGGCGCGCACUUCGGGCCCUACCAGGGAGACACGGUAGAGCGAGAGGAAGCCAUGAACAGCGCCUACUCCUGGGUGAUACACAAGAGUGAGCAGUGUGAAAAAUACAUUGAUGCCACAUCAGAGCUGCACUCUAACUGGAUGAGGUAUGUGAAUUGCGCUCGUAACGAUGAAGAGCGGAAUGUGGUGGCGUUUCAGUAUCGAGGCGGGAUUCUGUACCGCUGCUGUCGAGCCAUCGAACCCGGACACGAGCUGCUGCUGUGGUACGAAGAGGAGUUCACGAAAGAUCUCAGCGUCACCUUCAACUACAUCUGGAACAGAAAGUGCUCCCUAAACGGAAUGAACACCAUCCUUCAAGUCUUCUCCUGCUCCUCAUGUCCACUUUCUUAUACAUCUAAAAUUUAUCUCCACAAACACAUCAAGAGGUGCCACCAUGAGGAGUACGUCCGACUCCUGAAAUCAGGAGAGAUUAAAUACGAGACCCUGGUGGCCUCAAAAAGCUCCAAUCCGUCCUCAGCGAUGUCCUUCAGCAGUCUCAGCGCUGACACACAACCGCAGAAGGAUUCGCUCCAGUGCUCGGAAUGCGGGAAGGUGUUUAUCCAGCGUAAACAUCUCAAAGUGCACCAGCGCGUUCACACGGGCGAGAAGCCGUAUCAGUGCUCGCAGUGCGGGAAGAGCUUCACGCAACAGAGCAGUCUCCAGCUCCACCAGCGCCUUCACACUCGAGAGAACCUGUGCCAGUGCUCGCAGUGCGGGAAGAGUUUUACUCAACAGAUUCAUCUCCAGGCGCACCAGCGCAUCCACACGGGAGAGAAGCCGUAUCAGUGCUCGCAGUGCGGGAAGAGCUUUAGCGAGAAAGGAAGUCUCCGACGACACCAGAACAUCCACACCGGCGAGAAACCGUAUCACUGCUUACAGUGCGGGAAGAGUUUCAGUGAGUUAGGAACGCUGACGCGGCACCAGCGCGUUCACACCGGAGAGAAGCCGUAUCAGUGCUCGCACUGCGGGAAGAGUUUUAGCGAAAGAGGAAACCUCAGAACACACCAGCGUAUUCACACGGAGGAGAAGCUGUAUCAGUGCGCGCAGUGUGGGAGGAGCUUUACUCACCAGAGCACUCUCCAGCAGCACCAACGCAUUCACACCGGAGAGAAGCCCUAUUACUGCUCCGCGUGCGGAAAAAGCUUUACCCAGCAGGGCAACUUCCAAAAACACCAGCGCAUUCACACCGGAGAGAAACCGUACCACUGCUCACAGUGUGGGAGGAGCUUCAUUCAGGAGAGUCACCUCCAGCUCCACCAGCGCGUUCACACUGGAGAACAGCCGAACAAUUACCAUUGUUCUUUUUGUGGGAAGGGUUUUACUUAUCAGAGUGCUCUCCAAAGACACCAGCGCUUUCACACAGGUGAGAGGCCGUAUAAGUGCGCCCAGUGUGGGAAGAGCUUUACUCUACCAGGUGGUCUCCAACUACACCAGCGCAUUCACACAGGAGAGAAACCGUAUGAGUGCUCGCAGUGUGGAAAGAGCUUCAGUGAGAAAGCAGCUCUUCGAAGACACCAGCGAAUUCACACCGGAGAGAAGCCAUAUCCCUGCUUACAGUGCGGGAAAAGUUUUACUGAGAAAGCAGCUCUUCAGAGACACCAGCGCAUUCACACCGGAGAGAAACCGUAUCACUGCUUGCAGUGCGGAAAGAGUUUUAAUCAACAGAGUCAUCUCGAAAAGCACCAGCGCAUUCACACCGGAGAGAAGCCGUAUCACUGUUUACAGUGCGGGAAGAGCUUUAGUCAGCUGAGUAAUCUCAGAAAACACCAGCGCACUCACACAGGACAGAAGCUCUAUCAGUGCUCACAGUGUGGGAAGAGUUUUACUCUACAGAGUAGUCUCCAACUACAUCGGCGCAUUCACACAGGAGAGAAACCGUAUGAGUGCUCACGGUGUCUAGAAAGUUUUAAUGAUCAGAUUGAUCUCCAAGUGCACCAGCGCAUUCACAAAGGAGACAAACCAUAUGAGUGCUCACAGUGUGGGAAGAGUUUUAGUGAAAGAGGAGCACUUCAGAGACACCAGCACGUUCAUACAGGAGAGAAGCCGUAUCGCUGCUCAGAAUGUGGAAGGCGUUUUACUCAACAGUGUAAUCUUCAAAAACACCAACGCAUUCACACAGGAGAGAAACCGUAUCACUGCUCACAGUGUGGAAAGAAUUUUAGUGAUCGGUGUAAUCUCCAAAUACACCAGCGUAUUCACACGGGAGAGAAACCGUAUCACUGCUCGCAUUGUGGAAAGAGUUUUAAUCAGCAGAGUAAUCUCCAAAAACACCAGCACAUUCACACAGGACAGAAGCCGUAUCACUGCUCAGAUUGUGGAAAGAGUUUUACUCAACAGAGCAAUCUCCAAAAACACCAGCGUAUUCACACGGGAGAGAAACCGUAUCACUGCUCACAGUGUGGAAAAAGUUUUAAUCAACAGAGCAAUCUCCAAAAACACCAGCGCGUUCACACAGGAGAAAAACCGUAUCACUGCUCAGAGUGUGGAAAGAGUUUUAGUGACCGGUGUAAUCUCCGAACACACCAUCGCACAGCGCACAGAUAACACGUCAUAAUUGUUUUGGAAAACUUGCAAGUUUUUCUGCACGUUUUUCCUGAAGUCCUGUCAUAGGCUUGUCACGAUUUGUGAAAUAUACAGUUAAAAUCUCACACUUUAGCAAUUGCUGAUUGAUGAUAGAAUUAAUGAUAGCAUUCUACUAUUGUUUUAUAGAUUUCCAUCUCUACUUUUCUCCAUGAUCUCAUUCCCACUGUUCCAUGCUCGCAGCCCUUCCAUCUCUUGAAGUAUUGCUGCUCCUCUGUAUAUUGUAUAUCGCAGCUGAUUGGUCUCUCUAGGAUCACAGCCCCCUGGUCUAUUGAGGAUUGUAGCUUCAUGGUCUCCAGAGGAUCUCAGCCCCUCGGUCACUGUAGGAUCGUAGCCCCUCAGUCACUGUAGGAUCUCAGCCCCUCGGUCACUGUAGGAUCACAGCCCCUCGGUCACUGUAGGGUCUCAGCCCCUCGGUCACUGUAGGAUCACAGCCCCUCGGUCACUGUAGGAUCACAGCCCCUCGGUCACUGUAGGGUCUCAGCCCCUCGGUCACUGUAGGGUCUCAGCCCCUCGGUCACUGUAGGAUCUCAGCCCCUCGGUCACUGUAGGAUCACAGCCCCUCGGUCACUGUAGGGUCUCAGCCCCUCGGUCACUGUAGGAUCACAGCCCCUCGGUCACUCAAGGAUUGUAUCCUCUCAGUCUCCGUAGGUUCGCAGCCCCUCAGUCUCCCUAGGAUCGCAGCCCCUCAGUCUCCCUAGGAUCGCAGCCCCUCAGUCUCCCUAGGAUCGCAGCCCCUCAGUCUCUCUAGGAUCGCAGGCCCUCAGUCUCCGUAGGAUCGCAGCCCCUCAUGUGUGAGCAUUCACACAUACAGAAAACAAGUUUAUGUUUUAUAUCUGCCAAAUUUCAUGUGGCUUGGAAUAAUAUUUCUGGAGAUAUUAAAUCCUAAACAGAUAAGACAGAUAAGACAUUUUUUAAUGAGAAAAUAUGGUCAGCUCAAAUACUUUACAUAUUUUACAGACUCGUUUUAGGUCACAAGCAUCAAAUAAGACAAGAAUGAACAAAAUGUUAGGCAUGCAGCAGCAACCCUAUCUGAACUGAUAUGGAAUGUCCCAGCAACAUAGGCCCUUUCACCCAGGAGAGAAGACAUAAUUCAGCUCACAGUCUGGGGAGAUGUUUACUCUCCAGUGGCAGCAGUGCAUUCGCACAGGUGUGAAGCCUAAUUACUGCUCACAGUGAGAACAUAGUUUCAUUGGUAAUUAGCAAGUUUAACAGAAACUUCUUCAAAUCAUAUUUAUUUGAGAGUAAUAUUGGCCUAAAUCUUUGCAUUUUAUAUUGCUAUUGGUUGUGUUUUUGUGUUAAAGACAGGUUAAUAUAUUAUUUAUUUAUUUGUUUGUUUAAAACCGCUGUAAGUGGGAUGAUUACUUGCUAAACUAUAGUAUUUAAUAGCAGUUUAUGUUUUUUGAAUAAACAAGAUUACCUGCUUUAAGCUUUA
Messenger RNA from Pangasianodon hypophthalmus (striped catfish), 4995 nucleotides. RefSeq names its product zinc finger protein 271-like. The record is from RefSeq and is a predicted model, not a curated record. Gene Ontology annotation, molecular function: histone methyltransferase activity; protein binding. Lineage: Eukaryota; Metazoa; Chordata; Actinopteri; Siluriformes; Pangasiidae. The transcript has 9 exons. Bases 498 to 3524 code for a protein of 1008 amino acids.